CCGUGUUGGAUUUGCCAACCAAGUACUUCUGUCUAUUUAUAAUAUUUGCAGUUUCUGCUUUCUCACAUGCAAAUUGUAUGCAGCUUCUAUCUCUUCUUCCUCUUGUACUUGUAGCCAUUUCUUGAUUCUCUUCUCUGAUCCCUUCUGUUUUCUCUUCUUUUUUUUUUGUAUACGAUAAUUGAUGAUGCAGGACGAGUAAUAAGGUCUAGCCUUAGUUCGCAUCAACUGAGCGAAACAAAGCCAGACCGACAGAGGUGAAGAGCUCAUGGCUCAAGAGCCAAGCAACCAAAAAACCAAGAGUGAGAUCGUUCGGUUACAAAACAAAUGUUCAAAUAUCCCUAUAAAUUAUAAACAUCAGCUGCAACAGAUUGCCAUUUUAAAUCACAUUGUUAGGAAGCUUUGCUUGAUUUUUGUUUAGAACUCAAUCUAGCUAGCUCAUCAGAAGAUCCAGUACUGAUCAAGCUCAUUUCUUCUUGCAUCUUAUAUUUUAUACAUAUUUUAGUUGCUCACAAAUCAUAUAUAAACACAUAUUCUAGCUUCUGAUUAUUCAUAAUUCAUACUGUCUUCGAGUUUUCAUCAUGAAAUUUGGAAAGGAGUUGAAGUCACAAAUGGUGCCCGAGUGGCAAGAAGCAUAUAUGGAUUAUGAAUUCUUGAAAAACCUCUUAAAAGAUAUCCUUCAUCACAAAAAAGAUACUACCCCUGCACCUAAUUCUGAUCAUCCAUCAGGAUUAACGCGAACUCUGUCACACUACAGAGCUUUUAGCGGUCUGACAUCAGUUCAAAGAAGCCUCUCUAUGCGCAGUACCACCAGUAGUCACCACGAAGACAUUGAGAACCACCCCAUUGUGGUGAACAAUGUCAAGGGACUGGAUGGGGAAGAUGGCUAUGUCACCACUUAUCGCGGGGCAGGGGAGGAUGAUGGAGAGCAGGAGCUUAUCUUCUUUAAUAGGCUUGAUAUUGAAUUCAACAAAGUUAACAAAUUCUACAGGGCUAAAGUUGAAGAGGUGAUGAAGCAAGCUGAUGAGCUGGAUAAACAGAUGAAUGCUUUGAUUGCUUUUCGGAUCAAAGUUGAUAAUCCACAGCAUGCUUGGUUUGAGACUGCUGUUGAUAUCGAUAAAUUUGCUUCCACCACCUCAUUAUCAACUUCAAAUUCUUCCUCUGGAAGGGGGCCUAGCAAAAGAAUAUUGCCUGAGCAAAUGGAUAAAAUAGAAGAAGACAGAUCCCUAAGAGGGCUGCGGUCAGAUGAUUCGGAUGAUUUAUCAUCAAGGGAUCAUCGCAUAUCAGACGAAAUACGACAUUCAUCAGGCCGAGUUGUUCCAGAAGUAACAAUGAGCAAAAGUUCAAGAAGUAGCACAGAUAGUGACUCUGUCUCUGGUAGACCACCAUCACUUGAGAUACUAAAACGUGUGACGGUUAACAAAGCGGCUGAUACGCCUCUUUCGACAAUCAAGAACGUCCUUAACGUUCCAGUGGACACGAACUUGAAGUUCACUAAAGAGAAUCUGAGUAAAGUUGAAGAUCAACUCAAAAAGGCUUUUGCUGAGUUUUAUCACAAGCUUAGACAUCUGAAGAGCUACAGCUUCUUGAAUAUUUUGGCCUUUUCAAAGAUCAUGAAAAAACAUGACAAGAUUACUUCAAGAAAUGCUUCAAAGUCCUACCUAAAAAUGGUUGACAACUCGUAUAUUGGUAGCUCCGAUGAGGUAAUUUCCAAGCUCCUGGACAGGGUCGAGGCAACAUUCAUUAAACAUUUUGCUAAUGCAAAUCGCAAGAAAGGACUCGACACCCUUCGACCAAAAGCUAAAAAAGAAAAACAUAGAGUCACAGCUUCUCUAGGUUUUCUUGCUGGUUGCACAGUGGCUCUUCUUUUCGCCCUUGUUAUGAGUGUAAGAACCCGUAAAAUAGUUGAGAAAGACGGCCAUGGACAGUACAUGGAAACUAUGUUUCCUCUGUACAGCUUCUUCGGGUUCAUUGUCCUGCACAUGCUGUUCUAUGCGGGGAAUAUUUAUUUCUGGAAGAAAUAUAAAAUAAACUAUCAGUUCAUAUUCGGGUUCAAGGCAGGAACUGAAUUAGGAUAUCGAGAAGUUCUCCUACUGAGUUUUGGACUCUCUGUGCUAGCAUUAGCAAGUAUUCAUGCGAAUCUUGACAUGGACAUCGACCCUAAAACCAACGACUACCAACAAUUCACGGAGCUCAUUCCUCUGAUUUUAGUAAUUCUGAUAUUUCUGAUAAUGAUCUGCCCAUUCAACAUCAUAUAUCGUUCCAGCCGCUACUUCUUUCUUACAUGUUCGAUUCACACUUUCUUUUCUCUGUUAUACAAGGUUGUGCUUCCGGAUUUUUUCGUGGCGGAUCAGUUUACCAGCCAGGUUCAAUCCUUCAAAAAUAUUGAGUUUUACAUCUGUUACUACAGUUCGGGUGGCUACAAAGUUAGAGAACACGAUUGCAAUAAAAAUACUGUUUUCAAUGUCUUCACUUACAUUUUAGCCCCGCUCCCCUUUUGGUGGCGCAUGCUUCAGUGUGUGAGGCGAUUCUUCGAAGAAAAAGAUGCUAUUCAAGGAUGGAACUCACUGAAAUAUUUUGCUAUAGUGGUAUCAUUUGCUACAAGAACAGCUUAUGGUAAAAACAACAGCAACGAGUGGUACAUAAUAGCUUGGGUGACCUCUAUAGUUGCUGGCGCAGUCGCUGCAUAUUGGGACAUUGUUUUCGAUUGGGGUCUUCUCAACAGGAAAUCCACUAACCCUUGGCUCAGAGACAAACUCAUUGUUCCCUACAAAAGUGUUUACUUUGCAGCCAUUGCCUUGGAUGUGUUGCUGAGAUUUUCGUGGAUUCAAAUUGUUUUGGACUUGGAAGUUCCUUUCCUGCAUGAACAAAGCAUGAUUGCAGUUAUAGCUAUUCUGGAAAUUGUUCGUCGUGGAGUUUGGAAUUUCUUCAGGUUGGAGAAUGAACACCUGAACAAUGUGGGCAAGUACCGUGCUUUUAAGUCUGUACCCCUGCCCUUCAACUACGAAGAAGAUGAAGAUGCAUGAUGCCUAGCAAAUCGCUGCAGUCUCCGGUCUCGUGCAUUGGUAGGAAUACAGAGCAUAUGUGUACAGAGAGUUUCGAGUAAAAUGCAUUGUUGUCAUCUGUUCAACUGUUUGGUUUGUGCUGAAAUGCAUUUGACAUUUCCGUUGAUAAUAACUAAAUUCACAAAGCCUAGAAAGACCAGUGAAGGUCUAGGGAAUUGAGGGAUUUUCACCUGGCCUUCUGAGUUGUUAUUUGUUCAUGUUCAGUUUGGAUUUCACCUUUUAUUUUUAUGUAUUUGAAUUUGGUAUGCAGAUAAUAAUAUGUCUCA
Messenger RNA from Daucus carota subsp. sativus, 3328 nucleotides. RefSeq names its product phosphate transporter PHO1 homolog 3. Gene Ontology annotation, molecular function: inositol hexakisphosphate binding. Gene Ontology annotation, biological process: phosphate ion transport; cellular response to phosphate starvation. The coding region runs from base 579 to 3023 and encodes 814 amino acids. NCBI's taxonomy places the organism in Eukaryota, Viridiplantae, Streptophyta, Magnoliopsida, Apiales, Apiaceae. Gene Ontology annotation, cellular component: plasma membrane; trans-Golgi network; cytoplasm. The record is from RefSeq and is a predicted model, not a curated record. The transcript is spliced from 12 exons.